Molecule: messenger RNA, 2259 nt
Organism: Venturia canescens
Lineage: Eukaryota; Metazoa; Arthropoda; Insecta; Hymenoptera; Ichneumonidae
Gene: Papst2
Product: PAPS transporter 2
Exons: 4
Coding region: 673-1767 (364 amino acids)
Biological process (GO): transmembrane transport
Cellular component (GO): Golgi membrane; endoplasmic reticulum membrane
Molecular function (GO): 3'-phosphoadenosine 5'-phosphosulfate transmembrane transporter activity
Source: RefSeq, a predicted model, not a curated record
UGUGAACAAAAAAUCAUUUUUUGGCGCGCAACACUGCGAUCGGGUUAAUUCUCGCUGCCAUCUAAUUUUUUUAAUGGAUUGUAUCUUACACUCCGACGACUCCGACUUUCUUCUUCUUCUCCUUCAAUAGUCUAGGGAUUGUGCCAUGGACCAUCUCUUCGGAACAUCGAGACACCGAGUCGGUAAAAUUCAGUGGUGCAACUGCCCCACCACCGCAUUCUCGCUAUGGAAUUUCAAGCAUCAGCUUUCCCACCAUUCCCGCCCAACUGGGGCCGGGGGGCCGCUGUUAUCAGCGUACUAACCACCAAUAUGAACUGAACACGGAUGAACACGAAUGCAAACGCAUACACUCACAUAAUGUAUUGAGAAACCCGGUGGCGGUACAGUUUUUAAUAAUUACAACGUCAAGAGUUUUCGUAUAUUUUAAGAUUUCCAACAAAUGCUAACAUUGUGACAAUGCAUUAUUGAAAUCGCGAUGAUUAUUUCGUUGUUUUUUUUUUUAAUCUAGAAAACUCGCCCUUCUGACAAACAUGAGAUGUAUUUUUACAAAAGUAUCCGUUAUCAUUAUCAAUGUACUUGACUGACUAUUCCAAAAAAACCGCACGGAAUAUCAGAUAUAAAUAAAAAAUGAAAUAAAUAUAUUAAUGAGAAAAUUGAAAAUUUUGUUCAGCAAUGUCACACAAGGGACCGUAUCCCGAUGAUACCGGAGAUUACGAAAGCAAUACAAAAAUAAACAGGAUUAGGUUUUUAUGUUUUGAUAUAAGCAAAAAAAGUCAAAGGUUUCAAACGCUAUGCUGCUGCGUCGGAGUAUUUUUUUUCUUCAUUCUUUAUGGAUACCUGCAAGAGUUAAUAUUCACCUUGGAAGGGUUCAGGCCCUUUGGCUGGUAUCUGACACUUGUUCAAUUCGCUUACUACACCAUUUUUGGGUGGUUCGAGAGCCAACUGCGAGGAAUAUCCAGAAGGAUACCAUUUGGGACAUAUUUGAUUCUGGCAUUUCUUACGCUCGGAACAAUGGGCUUCUCAAACAGUUCUCUUGGAUAUUUAAACUACCCGACUCAAGUGAUAUUCAAGAGCUGCAAGCUCAUACCUGUUCUCAUAGGCAGUAUUAUUAUACAAGGAAAGAAAUAUGGUCCGCUAGACUUUAUUUCUGCUGGCUUAUUAUGCAUCGGUCUUGCAUUAUUCACUCUGGCCGAUAGUAUGAUAUCCCCUCGUUUCAAUAUGAUCGGUGUCGUAAUGAUUAGUUGCGCUUUGAUUUGUGACGCCAUUAUUGGAAAUCUCCAGGAAAAAUCAAUGAAACAGUACAAAGCAACGAAUACCGAAGUAGUGCUCUAUUCCUAUGGUAUCGGAUUUGUUUAUUUGCUCAUGAUACUGUUCUUUACCGGAGAACUUGCUAGCGGUGCUGCUUUCUGUUUACAGCAUCCGGUUGAGACUUAUGGAUACGCGCUGGUUUUCUCACUCUGCGGUUAUCUCGGCGUACAAAUAGUGCUGACAUUGGUGCAAUGUUGCGACGCUUUUGUCGCUGUGACCGUCACGACUUAUCGCAAGGCAGUCACAAUAAUAUUAAGUUUUCUCUUUUUCUACAAGCCAUUUACAUUUCAAUACGUAUGGUCGGGUUUGUUAAUCGUGCUGGGAAUUUAUCUCAACUUUUGUAGUAAACAAGGAGGCGGAACUAAGGCGAAGAUGUUUCUCACUAUGCUUUGGUCUCGAUUAACGAGUUGUUGCGAGCGGCAUAAUCGUAUCCAGAAACAUUUGAUGACGAGGGUAUAAUUGUAAAUCGUACAAAUAUAAACGUUCGGAAAAAUGGACAUUUACUGAGUGUAUUAAACCAAAGGAACACAAUGUACCAUCGACAUAAACUCUUCGUCACACGUGCAAGCAAUUCUGUAAAUUCCAAAAUUGGCAAAAGACUGUGAAAGUUUUUUUUUACAUCUGGUUGAUGAUUUAUUAAAAAAUGGAUAAAGCGCUCGACUGAGCGUUAGUCGACGAAACUGUGGAAAUUCUUUUUGUAGUUUUGUUUUUUUAUAAUCGUGGUUUUUAAAUUGUUGGCACAUUGGAUUAGUUUUGUCUAUGAAAAGAAAACGUAGCUCGGACCUGUUGAAAAACAGGUAAUAUAUAGAAAAUAAUUAUAGUAUUAACGUGGGUGCAUUCAACGACGUUGAACUUCAACAUCAUUACAAGUUGGAGUAGAGAUGGACGGGAAAACGUGUAAUAAAAGUGCGGAAAGUUGUAAAAUCGCUUAACAUGUAAAAUAAUAAAAAU